Molecule: messenger RNA, 2253 nt
Organism: [Torrubiella] hemipterigena
Lineage: Eukaryota; Fungi; Ascomycota; Sordariomycetes; Hypocreales; Clavicipitaceae
Source: the annotation of a GenBank genome assembly
AUGCCGCCAAAACCUCCCGACGAGAGACUCAAACUCCCGACGGCGAAAUGGGGAGCUGCCUGUGCCGCUUGCGCCACGGCAAAGGCAAAGUGCAUCCGCUCCAACGAGUCUUUGGGGUCAAAGUGCGAUCGCUGCGAGAGACUGCUCAAGGAGUGUACCGACCAGAUUCAUCGCCCUCGAAAGAAGAGACAACCUAAGCCUUCGCGAACCGCGCAGAUCGAAGAACGACUCAAUGGCCUCGUCAGCUUACUCCAGGCGUCUGGUGAGCUGCCCCAGAAUGGCCAGUCUCAAACCACACCUGGCAGCGGCGACAGCUACGACGCUGAGGGAUCCGAGCCGACACCAUCUUCGCCUAUAGCUGUGGCAAAUAGCCCUCAGGUGAAGAGCUGGUCGAUCCCGGCUACUUACAACUCAUAUGCUCAACAAAACUGUAUCUGCCGCCCGGAUCCUGGCCCAGCCCCUCCCCCUCCAGCUUCAGACGAUGCUCUCCUAGAGAUUUACAGGACUCAGCUACAGCCGCUACAUCCAUUCGUCAUUGUACCUCCGACAGUGACGGCAGCAGAGCUCAAUGCAGAGCGACCAUUCCUCAUGUCCGCCAUUCGCAUGGUCUCCUCAUUUCAGAGUCUGCGUUCAAUGCGCGCGCAAAUGUACAACUUGAUGAAGCACAUUUCCGACCACAUGCUUAUCCGCUCUGAGCGCUCGCUGGACUUGCUGCUCGGGCUUGUUGUUAUUUCUGGCUGGUACCAGUAUCACUGCUUCGCUCACGCCCAGCUACAUAACCUUCUUGCGCUCGCCAUCUCCUUGGCUGGUGAGAUGGGCCUCAACAGACACCCACUCAUUCACGAGGGCACUCGCAUGAUGGCCGCUCAACCCCCCGUCUCGAACCUUCGCAGCAACGAAGAGCGCAGAGCGUUCCUUGGCGUCUGGUAUCUAGCUUCAUCCAAAUCUAUUGUCUUUGGAAGAAUUGAGCCCAUGCGCUAUACCUCCUAUGUCCAGGAGUGCCUCAAGACCCUCGAAGCUGCGUCCGAGUACGAAAGCGACUUGACGCUCGUCUUCCUUGUGAAGAUCCAGUACUUGACACAGCGAAUUGCCGAGCUCAACCCUACCGAUACCACCGUUGAAGAAUUCACCUCGAUACCCAAGGCCCCGCUGUCUGCAUAUGUUGCUGCUUUUCUAAGCGAGCUUGAUAAGCUACGUGACGGUCUUCCGGAGCGUCUCAAGGAGUCUAAAAUUGUCCAACUUUAUUUCAACACAGCCAAACUCCGCCUCUACGAGCCUCCAGUCGUUGACAAGGCGCUCAUUUCGUCUCUCACCGAAGCCUUCACAUCUAACACCCACGGCGCCGGCACUCCUCUCGAUCGCCUGUACAAUACUAGUGCAGCCGUGACCGCAUGGUUCGACACCUGGCUGGCAGUUCCUGUCUCUUCAUAUUAUUGCCAGACGACGAGUGUGGCUGCGCAGAUCGUCUACGCUCUCACUAUGCUCGGCCGCUGGGCUCAGCUCUCGACACCAAGACCCAAGCACGAAACGGAUCCCAGGCCACAAAAGCCUACAGAGGGUCUCUACUCAUUUGAGUUGGACCGCCGUAGCGCCAGCCGAGCUAGCCUGGCAGGCCUCUCACCUGAAGAUAAAGCACACGCUGUUCGCCCAGCUUUCAAGAGCGGCCAGACUUUGCCACCCUGUGAAGUCGACCCCGAUCUGACAGCAGCCGUCGCCUCUCUGCAGACACAGUUGCAGUCUCACCCCGGACUGGUAGUCAACAUCCCUGAUAUCCUGUCGACAAUCUGCAACCGCUUCGAGCAGGCCAACGCGACGUUCCAAAUCUCGUCCACCGACACAGGCAACAAGGACAACAACAUGUGGAGCAUGACAGCACUCAAGGUGCGCAUCACACGAGCCAAGCUGGAGCGCUGGGCUGAGAUGGUGUCCAAGGAGGGCGAGAACCACUCGCCUAGCCAGCAGCUCAAGGCCGAUAUGGACACAAGCAUGACAGACUGGGCAUUCCCACAGCAAGCUGCCACCGGACCGCUGCCCGAUGGCGUCUGGAACAUGAGCGCACCUACAAUGGAGCCUGACCAGAUGCAGAUGCCCAACAGCUACGGCAGCACCCCGUGGCGUAGCGACCUGUUGACGGGCGUAGAUCCCACGGUCUGGUUUGAUGGUUAUCUCGACUGGGGAGCUGUCAUUAUGAACUCUAUGGGUACGGUGCAGGAGAACGAGGUCUAUCCGCAGGCUGCGGCUGGUGUGAAUUAA